AUGGCGGACCGCAGCCUGGAGAGCGUGUCCCUGCCGCUGGAGGUGCGGGCCCGGCUGGCCGAGCUGGAGCUGGAGCUCUCCGAAGGUGACAUCACACAGAAGGGAUAUGAAAAGAAGAGAUCAAAAUUAAUUGGGGCUUACCUGCCACAGCCUCCCGCAGCGAAUGGAGCUGCCGCGGUACGGUGUAGACUGCAACACAGUGAAGGAGCUGCCAGAAGAAUGCUCCGCACUGCCAACAUUGGUGUCUGUGACAUCCGGGAAGCGGCCGCUAGAGAGAGAGCAGCCAGCACAGCAGGAAACCGGCCUCUCUUUUAUUUUCGUUUUGGGGUGGACCAGGCAUUACCACAAGAACGUCGAACUCCUGUCACUCCAUCCUCUUCGUCUCGGUACCACCGUCGCAGGUCCUCAGGGUCACGGGAUGAGCGCUACAGAUCGGAUGUCCACACAGAAGCAGUGCAGGCAGCCCUUGCUAAACAUAAAGAAAGGAAAAUGGCAGUCCCCAUGCCCUCAAAACGACGUUCAUUGGUGGUGCAAACAUCAAUGGAUGCCUACACACCUCCAGAUACUUCUUCUGGUUCAGAAGACGAAGGCUCCGUACAGGGUGACUCCCAGGGAACUCCUACAUCAAGCCAGGGGAGUAUAAACAUGGAACAUUGGAUCAGUCAAGCGAUCCACGGCUCUACCACAUCAACCACUUCCUCCUCCUCGACACAAAGUGGAGGCAGUGGUGCUGCACACAGACUAGCUGAUGUUAUGGCUCAAACACAUAUAGAAAACCAUUCUGCCCCUCCAGAUGUUACCACUUACACUUCAGAGCACUCAAUACAAGUAGAAAGACCACAAGGAUCAACGGCACGGGUGGCACCAAAGUAUGGCAAUGCUGAGCUUAUGGAGACUGGUGAUGGAGUACCAGUGAGCAGCAGAGUGUCAGCAAAGAUUCAGCAGCUGGUCAAUACACUAAAACGGCCCAAACGACCACCAUUACGAGAGUUCUUUGUAGAUGACUUUGAGGAAUUGUUAGAAGUUCAACAGCCAGAUCCAAACCAGCCAAAGCCAGAAGGAGCUCAGAUGUUGGCUAUGCGUGGGGAGCAGUUAGGUGUGGUUACAAACUGGCCACCUUCCCUGGAAGCAGCCUUGCAGCGAUGGGGGACCAUCUCACCAAAAGCUCCUUGCCUAACCACUAUGGAUACCAAUGGAAAACCACUGUAUAUUCUCACUUAUGGCAAACUCUGGACCAGAAGUAUGAAGGUUGCUUACAAUAUACUACAUAAAUUAGGCACAAAACAAGAACCAAUGGUACGACCUGGAGACAGGGUAACACUUGUGUUUCCUAACAAUGAUCCUGCUGCUUUCAUGGUGGCAUUUUAUGGCUGCCUGCUUGCGGAAGUUGUCCCCGUCCCUAUUGAAGUGCCACUUACAAGAAAGGAUGCAGGAAGUCAACAAAUAGGCUUUUUGCUUGGAAGCUGUGGAGUUACUGUGGCCUUGACCAGUGAUGCAUGCCAUAAAGGACUGCCUAAAAGCCCCACAGGGGAGAUACCACAGUUUAAAGGCUGGCCAAAGCUGCUGUGGUUUGUCACAGAAUCUAAGCACCUCUCCAAGCCACCUCGUGACUGGUUCCCACACAUCAAGGAUGCCAACAAUGACACAGCUUACAUUGAGUACAAAACUUGUAAAGAUGGAAGUGUGCUUGGGGUCACUGUAACAAGGAUUGCAUUGCUGACACACUGCCAAGCUCUGACCCAGGCAUGUGGCUACACAGAAGCUGAAACAAUUGUGAAUGUACUAGAUUUCAAAAAGGAUGUUGGUUUAUGGCAUGGAAUUCUUACAAGUGUCAUGAACAUGAUGCAUGUUAUAAGUAUUCCAUACUCCUUAAUGAAAGUGAAUCCACUGUCAUGGAUACAGAAAGUCUGUCAAUACAAAGCAAAAGUUGCCUGUGUGAAGUCCAGGGACAUGCACUGGGCAUUGGUGGCACAUCGAGAUCAGAGGGACAUCAACCUGUCCUCCCUGAGGAUGCUGAUAGUGGCUGAUGGUGCAAAUCCAUGGUCCAUUUCUUCCUGUGAUGCAUUUCUCAAUGUCUUCCAAAGUAAAGGUCUAAGGCAGGAGGUAAUUUGUCCCUGUGCCAGUUCACCAGAAGCUCUCACUGUGGCUAUUCGAAGGCCAACAGAUGACAGCAACCAGCCACCAGGAAGAGGGGUUCUCUCCAUGCAUGGUCUCACUUAUGGAGUGAUUCGAGUGGACUCUGAAGAAAAGCUGUCCGUCCUGACUGUCCAGGAUGUUGGCUUAGUGAUGCCAGGAGCUAUAAUGUGUUCAGUGAAGCCAGAUGGAAUCCCUCAGCUCUGUAAAACAGAUGAAAUAGGAGAACUCUGUGUAUGUGCUAUUGCAACGGGUACAUCAUAUUAUGGACUCUCGGGCAUGACCAAAAAUACUUUUGAGGUGUUCCCUAUGACCAGUUCUGGUGGCCCUAUCACCGAAUAUCCUUUUAUAAGAACUGGACUUCUAGGCUUUAUAGGACCAGGUGGACUUGUCUUCGUUAUUGGCAAAAUGGAUGGUUUGAUGGUUGUCAGUGGAAGAAGACAUAAUGCUGAUGACAUUGUAGCAACAGCACUGGCUGUGGAACCCAUGAAAUUUGUCUACCGGGGGAGAAUAGCAGUGUUUUCCGUGAGCGUGCUGCAUGAUGAAAGGAUAGUUAUUGUUGCUGAGCAAAGGCCAGAUUCCACAGAAGAAGACAGUUUCCAGUGGAUGAGUAGAGUUCUCCAGGCAAUUGACAGCAUUCAUCAAGUGGGAGUCUACUGCCUAGCACUUGUCCCAGCAAACACGCUUCCCAAGACACCGCUGGGAGGGAUUCACCUGUCAGAAACCAAACAGCUCUUCCUGGAAGGAUCUCUGCAUCCUUGUAACGUGCUGAUGUGUCCCCAUACCUGUGUAACAAACCUGCCUAAACCAAGGCAAAAGCAACCAGAAAUUGGCCCUGCCUCUGUGAUGGUGGGGAACUUGGUCUCUGGAAAAAGAAUUGCACAGGCCAGCGGUAGAGAUUUGGGGCAGAUAGAAGAUAAUGACCAGGCCAGAAAGUUCCUGUUCCUGUCGGAAGUGUUGCAGUGGAGAGCUCAGACCACACCUGACCACGUGCUCUACACCCUGCUCAACUGCAGGGGAACAAUAGCCAACUCACUGACAUGUGUCCAGCUACAUAAAAGAGCUGAGAAGAUAGCUGUCAUGCUGACGGAGAGGGGACAUUUACAGGAUGGAGACCAUGUGGCUUUGGUUUACCCACCAGGGAUAGACCUGAUUGCGGCGUUUUACGGCUGCCUGUACGCAGGCUGUGUGCCAAUAACAGUGCGACCUCCACACCCCCAGAACAUUGCCACCACGUUACCCACAGUGAAGAUGAUUGUGGAGGUGAGCCGCUCUGCCUGCUUAAUGACUACGCAGUUAAUAUGUAAAUUGCUACGGUCGCGAGAGGCGGCAGCAGCAGUGGAUAUCAGGACAUGGCCUCCAGUCCUAGAUACAGAUGAUUUGCCAAAGAAGCGGCCUGCACAGAUCUACAAACCUUCUAACCCUGAAACACUUGCUUACCUUGACUUCAGUGUCUCCACCACUGGCAUGCUGGCAGGGGUAAAGAUGUCUCAUGCAGCCACUAGUGCCUUUUGUCGUUCUAUUAAGCUGCAGUGUGAGCUUUAUCCCUCCCGGGAAGUCGCGAUCUGCUUGGACCCCUACUGUGGACUUGGGUUUGUCCUCUGGUGCCUCUGCAGCGUUUAUUCAGGACACCAGUCUAUUCUGAUUCCUCCCUCAGAACUGGAGACCAAUCCUGCCCUUUGGCUUCUUGCCGUGAGUCAGUACAAAGUGAGAGACACUUUUUGUUCCUAUUCAGUCAUGGAGCUCUGUACUAAGGGACUCGGUUCGCAAACAGAGUCGCUGAAGGCAAGGGGACUGGACCUUUCACGUGUACGGACAUGUGUAGUAGUGGCUGAAGAACGACCUCGGAUAGCUCUUACUCAGUCAUUUUCAAAGUUAUUUAAAGACCUGGGUCUCCAUCCACGGGCUGUCAGCACAUCACUUGGCUGUAGAGUUAACCUGGCAAUAUGUUUGCAGCCUCACAGGCUGGGGAAGCUGGCCGAGCAGGGAACAUCUGGACCAGAUCCCACCACAGUGUAUGUUGAUAUGAGGGCACUGAGGCAUGACAGAGUUCGUUUGGUUGAAAGAGGAUCUCCACAUAGUUUGCCUCUUAUGGAGUCUGGAAAAAUCCUCCCAGGAGUACGUAUCAUUAUUGCUAAUCCAGAAACAAAGGGACCCCUAGGAGAUUCUCAUCUUGGUGAGAUAUGGGUUCACAGCACUCACAACGCCAGUGGGUAUUUUACCAUCUAUGGAGAUGAAUCUUUGCAAUCAGAUCAUUUUAACUCAAGACUCAGCUUUGGAGAUACACAGACUAUUUGGGCAAGAACUGGUUAUCUGGGGUUCCUGAGAAGAACAGAACUCACAGAUGCAAAUGGAGAACGUCAUGAUGCACUUUAUGUGGUGGGUGCAUUAGAUGAAGCCAUGGAAUUGCGAGGGAUGAGGUACCAUCCAAUCGAUAUUGAAACCUCUGUAAUUAGAGCACACAAGAGCAUCACAGAAUGUGCGGUGUUUACCUGGACAAAUUUAUUGGUCGUUGUAGUUGAGCUGGAUGGAUCUGAGCAAGAAGCUUUGGACCUUGUUCCUUUGGUCACCAACGUGGUCCUGGAGGAACACUAUCUUAUUGUAGGGGUGGUGGUGGUUGUGGACAUUGGUGUAAUUCCUAUCAACUCCCGUGGAGAGAAACAACGUAUGCACCUACGAGAUGGAUUUUUGGCAGACCAGCUAGAUCCCAUCUAUGUGGCCUACAACAUGUAGUCUUGUACUUUAAAGCUUCCAUGGACUUUAUUAUAGAUGUAUAAAAUUUUUUUGUGUCCACUAAAAAAGUGUGCAGAUAAGAUGCUGACACUCAUCAGAAUGGAACUGUUUCUAUUAUGACUUUUCAAAGCAGUCACGAUUGGCAGGAAAUAUAAUGUGAAAUGUUUUCUUUUACCACUAAAUUUUAGAAAAGAAGGACUAUGGGGUAAAGCCCUUCAGUGUGUUGGAAAAGCCCAUUUUAAACUUUUUUUUUUUUUUUUUUUUUUGCUUAUUGGACAAUACUGCUUUUUGAGUAAAUGUGGCUUUGUAUUUUACAUUAAGUAAGCUGAAGUAGAUUUUUUUUUUUAUUCUGCCCUCCAAAUGGAUUCUUUUUAAAAAUUUGCAUACUAGUACAAAUAGUUGUUUCCUUCAUUUUAAUACAUCAUAAAAAGCUGAUGAAUACAGAUCCAUUACUAACUUAAGCCAUUUUAGAUCCCACAUCCUAGGAAAAUAUGUAGUGGUACGAGGAGAAAACCCAAAGUAGCACCUUUCAAUUAGAAAUCUUGCAGCUUUCUGUCAGAGAUGCUGAAAGCCCAAAGGCCAAAGAGCCUUUGAUGUUAGUGUUAGAAUGGAAUAAAUUUAUAAAUAAGGUGUAUUUCGGCAAUGAGCUUGCAAAUAUCUUUGUACUAAACUAAAAAGAUAAAAUAAGUUAACUACUUCUUCUGUAAUUAUGUACAAAACGUUUAAUUUAUUUUGAUCUCUUUAGAAGUAUAAAAGAGAAGAAACAUUCAAGAAUAUUAAACUCUUGAAAUGUU
Molecule: messenger RNA, 5660 nt
Organism: Cinclus cinclus
Lineage: Eukaryota; Metazoa; Chordata; Aves; Passeriformes; Cinclidae
Gene: DIP2C
Product: disco interacting protein 2 homolog C
Exons: 39
Coding region: 1-4866 (1621 amino acids)
Source: RefSeq, a predicted model, not a curated record